AUGGCUGAGGCUCAUUGCUCUCGUUAUUCAAUCCAUCCUAGCUCUACAAAAAUGUAUCUCGGUCUUAAAGAAAUCUACUGGUGGAAUGACAUAAAGAAAGAUAUAGCAGAAUAUGUGGCACAGUGCUUUAAUUAUCAGCAAGUGAAAGCGGAACAUCAGAGACCCGAUUGCCCAGCUCAAACCUUUAGUCUUCCUGUGUGGAAGUGGGAUGCUAUGAAUAUUUAUCACUUCAGCAUUGGCAUAGCUCCCUUGAAGAUCUACAUGGAAGACGAUGUAGAUCGCCUAUUGGUGUCGCCUAUGAAAGGCGUUAUGCGAUUUGGUAAGAAAGGUAAGUUAAGUCCCAGGUAUAUUGAACCCUAUAGAGUUAUUCGCAGAAUUGGCCAGGUAGCCUAUGAGCUAAAAUUACCUCCAGAGUUAGUUGCAGUGCAUCAUGUCUUUCAUGUGUCUAUGCUACGUAAAUACUUAGGAGAGUCAUCUCGUGUCAUCCCUAUAGAGGGUAUUAAGCUUGUUGGAGACUUAUCAUUUCCGGAAGUCCCUGUGGCUAUAUUGGAUCGGCAGGUUAGAAAGUUAAGAUCUAGAGGCAUAGCUUCUAUAAAGGUGCUGCGGAGAAACCAGAAUAUAGAAGAAGCCACUUGGGAAGCAGAAGCGGAUAUGAAAACUAAGUACCCUUAUUUAAUUCAAAAACUAUCUUAA
Messenger RNA from Capsicum annuum, 693 nucleotides. RefSeq lists its product as uncharacterized. The transcript is spliced from 3 exons. The record is from RefSeq and is a predicted model, not a curated record. The coding region runs from base 1 to 693 and encodes 230 amino acids. NCBI's taxonomy places the organism in Eukaryota, Viridiplantae, Streptophyta, Magnoliopsida, Solanales, Solanaceae.